UGCAUGUCUAUUUCUUUUCCAGAAACAGUUGAAAGCAAAAUGAAGCCCACUUUCUCCUUGUGCUUAUUGCUGGUUGGUUUGCAUACGAUUGCCCUGUGUCAUCAGCGUCCUCACUACCAUAAUAAGCAGGGUGAUGCUAAAGGGACAUAUUUUCCAGAACACAGUUCUCAGUGGGAAGAAGCUUCUCCACUUAAGAACAAAACCUUUGUAAAACUAGUUUUCAGCAAUGCUGACUUUGCAUUUUCCUUUUACAAGCUGGUCGCAUCUGAAGCAAUGGACAAAAAUAUUUUCUUUUCACCCAUAAGCAUCUCUGCUUCCUUUGCAAUGCUGGCACUUGGUGCCAAGGCUGUGACACUGACACAGAUUUUGGAAGGGCUUGCCUUUAACCUGAAAAAAACUCAGGAGCAGGAAAUACAUGAAGGUUUUUGCCAACUCCUCCACAUGCUGAACCGUUCAAACAGUGAGUUCCAGCUGAGUCUGGGAAGUGCCCUUUUUAUAGAAGAGACACUAAAACCACUACAGAAGUUCUUGGAUGAUGUCAAAAGCUUUUACGAAUCUGAAGUGAUUUCUACUGACUUUAACAACUCUGUUGGUGCUGAGAGUCAGAUCAACAGUUAUAUUGAGGAAAAGACAAAUGGGAAAAUUGUUAAACUAUUGGAAAAUCUUGAUCCUCUGACUGCAAUGGUUCUUGUUAAUUAUGUCUUCUUUAAAGCCCAUUGGGAGAAACCCUUCAGUACAGCACAGACAAAACAGGAGGAUUUUUUUGUGGAUCAGAAAACAACUGUAAAAGUUGACAUGAUGUAUCGAAAGGGUUACUACAGAAAUUACUUUGAUGAAGAGCUGUCCUGUUGGCUGGUUCAGAUACCUUACAAUGGAAAUGUCGCAGCAUUAUUUGUUUUGCCUGAUGAAGGGAAGAUGAAGCAGGUAGAAGAAGCCCUCUUGAAAAAAACUGUAACUAAAUGGGAAAAGUCCCUCCAAGACAGAAAAAUACAUCUGCACAUUCCAAAAUUUUCUAUUUCUGGUACCUAUGAUGUGAAAAAUAUAGUCGAAAAAAUGGGUAUGGUCAAUCUGUUUACUGAACAAGCUGAUCUCUCAGGGAUUACUGAGGAGCCCGGACUGGUGGUUUCAAAAGUGAUCCACAGAGCCAUGCUGAAUGUUCAUGAGAAUGGCACUGAGGCGGCUGGGGCCACAGUGAAGGAGGUGACCUGGAGAUCUGGGGAUUUCCCUCGCCCACCUCGAGUCAGAUUCAACAGACCAUUUCUCCUGAUGAUUUUGGAUAAGUUCACCCACACUGUCCUCUUCAUCGGGAAAAUUGUAAACCCUCAGAAAAAUGACUGA
This is a messenger RNA of Cinclus cinclus, 1338 nucleotides long. Its product is annotated as alpha-1-antitrypsin-like. Gene Ontology annotation, molecular function: serine-type endopeptidase inhibitor activity. Gene Ontology annotation, biological process: negative regulation of endopeptidase activity. The record is from RefSeq and is a predicted model, not a curated record. NCBI's taxonomy places the organism in Eukaryota, Metazoa, Chordata, Aves, Passeriformes, Cinclidae. The coding region runs from base 4 to 1338 and encodes 444 amino acids. The transcript has 4 exons.